Meleagris gallopavo (turkey) is the source of this 3043-nucleotide messenger RNA. The record is from RefSeq and is a predicted model, not a curated record. Lineage: Eukaryota; Metazoa; Chordata; Aves; Galliformes; Phasianidae.
GAGGGAGGGAGCUGAAUUUUCCAUGAGCAGCUGUCUAAACGUCAUCUCCUGUGUUGCUCGGGUUGGCGGCUCCGGCAGGAUGGAUUAACGAGGGUUUUGGGGAAAGCAGUAAAUAGCACAACCCUGCACGGGGGGCGGCUCCGAGCCCCAGCAUCCAUCUCAGCAUCUGGAAUGCAGGCGGAUGCUCCAGCAUGGUGCUGGAACCCGUGCAGAAACGGCCCCAAUGGCUCCGUCCACCUGCUCCCCAAAAUGUCACCUGGCAAUGGGAUGAAGCCCUUUCCCUGUGGGUCGCUGUAUCUGCAGCUCGGCCCCUCGUGGAGCCCCUUGCCCACGUUUGGGGCCAGCUGUCCACCUCAGGGACCCCCGAGAGCAUCGCCUCUGCCAGCUGCUCUCACCAUGCCAAGCAUUUGUGCCGACAGCUGGGGUGCAGAGCAGCCCCUACCCUGCAGCCUAGUUGUGCUCCUUGCUCUGCUCCAGACGAGGGGAUUCGUGCCUUUUCAUGAUGUUUUUUAUGUCGUUUUUCUCCCCAUCUCAUAAAACGUAGAGUUAGGAGUAUCCUUGGCCCAGCCCAGUGCCGUUCAGGGGCCUCUCCCUAGGGUUUAUGCCCUACAUUUGUGCAGCACCCUGUGUCCUUGCCGUGGGGUCACAGUGGGAGGGCUGCAUGCCUCUCUUUGCCCUCCUCACAUGUCUCAGAGGGUGCUGCUGGAUCUGGGGCAGCCGUUGAAAAUAGCACAUCAGCAUGGAACAAAAGGGGGACCGCAGCUUUGCUGGUGCUAGUGCUGGAGAAAAUGAGGUCUAACGGAGAUGUGGCCCUUCCUGGCAGCUUGCUCCAGUUCAGGAGUCACUGAGCGGAGCCGCCCGGGGACGUCACGGCUGACAAUGGGGCUGGUGCAGGAGGGACGGGGCUGGCAGUGCCCGGUUCAGCUGGGGACGGGAACGCAUCCCACACAGGGAGCGGGCUGGGAGGCUAUCUGAGCCCUCGCUAUAAAUACACCAGCAGAGUAAACACUCAGGAGAGGAAAAAAUGCUAUUUAAGCCAAUGGGUGCUGGCUGCCACGAGGUUUGAAUUGGUCAGGGGUAAAUUUAGGCUGAUGAUGAGAUGGCAGAUUGUGAUGGGCUCCCGGCUGCGGCCCCUCCAGCUCUGGCCUGGGAUCCUUUGAGGAAGGGGGUGCAGUCCAUGGUUACCUCUGCCGCUAACGAGUGCUCAAGUGCGAGGCAUUCUCUGCCCCUCUGAGCUCCCUCCUUUCCAAGGACCCCAAAACCCCCCAGUCCCAUCCACUUGGAGGCAAACAGGAACUCAAUUUGUCCUCAUUUGUGUACGUUCCCUUUCUUUCCUGUACAGGCUUUGCAUAUAUAUGAAAAAAGCUCUUAAGCGACACUGCAGUCAAACCUGAUCUGCUUUUAGAAGCCGGGUCCUUAUGUUACCCUCUCCAUCUCUGCAGGCAGGGAUUGCUCGGCAUUCUGGUGCAAACCCACGGCAAUGGCUGCACGCCUUGGGCUACAUCUGCUCAAGCUCAGGGCUGAGCACGGAGUGCAGGAGCCCGGGGCACCUGCAGCUCGUUGGGGUUCUGCUCCCGGUCACAGCCGUGUUGCUCACAGCCGCGUGUGCGUGCUGUAAGGCAGAGUGGCCACGGGGUGCUGAGCUGGGUCCCUGUGUUAGGAGGUGCCUCUGAGGAGCUGGAAGGAUGCAAAACCAUGGUCUUGGUGAGCAGAGAAGGGACAGCAUUGGAGUGGGCUUAGAGAGGGAUGGGGAGAGCGGUGAGCCAUGCUGUCAUUGAAACCAGAGCCCAGAGGACCCGGCAGAACUCAGGGUGAUGUUGGGGGCCUUGGGGAUGUGGAAUGGCCGCAGGCGCCUCCUGGGUGGACAGAGCUGGCUGUCAUGGGGGGGGGACACGUCCCCGGGUGCUGCGUGCUCCUCGCCCUUUAAUGCCUGGGAGCAGCUGGGGCCACGUGUGCUGCACCCUGGCUGGCUCCCCUGCCCUCUGCGCAGGGCUGGGGGACGAGCAGCACGCCGGCUGGGUGGCUGUCCCUGUGCUGGCUCUGCGGAGCACCCAGUGCAGGAUGAGCGUGCAGCCGGCAGGCGCAGCGUGGGGGCAGUGGCACCAUGCAGGUUUCAAGUGCCCCAUUUGCUCCAAAUCCGUGGCUUCUGACGAGAUGGAAAUGCACUUUAUCAUGUGUCUGAGCAAACCUCGUCUCUCCUACAACGACGACGUGCUGACCAAGGAUGCCGGGGAGUGUGUGAUCUGCCUGGAGGAGCUGCUGCAGGGGGACACGAUAGCCAGGCUGCCCUGCCUCUGCAUUUAUCACAAAAGCUGUAUAGAUUCCUGGUUUGAAGUGAACAGAUCUUGCCCAGAGCAUCCUUCCGAUUGACCUGCUGGGCGUGCUUGCUGACUUCUCUCUAAGGGCACCUUGCUACCUGCUGUACCUCCUCUCCCCGUCCCUCCCGCCCCGCCUGGACUUUUGGGCUGACGUUCAAUUCCUCACAGACGACAAAAACUCAAACAAAAGAAACAACCAACUGGAAACUUGAACCCAUUCGGGACAACGGCGAAUUUUUUAUUUUUUUAUUUUUAUUUUCCGCUCUUUUUUUUUUUUAAUUUAAACAUUAGGAAAAAAACAACCAACCAACCAACCGCAACACCAAACCUUGGAACAUCCAGGAGAGACAGUGUGAGAAGAGCAAAGCGACCCGCUCUCCCUGCAGCCACGAGGAGGGAUCCAGCACCGAGGGAGCCGCCGUCCUCGGCCCAACGCUGCCAUGAUGUUUGGCUUUUCUCCCCGCGUGGAGCGGCGCUGCCGGGGACAGCGGCCAAACGGAGCACGCGGCACUUCUCACCGGGCUCGCCUGGCGCCCGCGGGCUCUGCUCGGUUUUUGCACUGACUACAUGGGAAUUUCCUCCUCUCUCCCGUCUCCCUUUUGGAGAUCUCCAGCCCGGCCCUGGCAGCGCGUGAUGGGGACUCUGCCCCACGCCGGGAGCGGGGCCGCCGCUCUGCCCCAUAGCGGGGUCUGUCUUUCAAGUGUUUACAAUGAGAAAAAGAAAAA